CCCUGCUUCAGAUCCAGAUUUAUACUGCUGCUGGAGGGCGCAGUCUAUGUACCUGGAAGGCGCCCAACAUAAUGGAACCGUGUAUUGUACCAGGAGGGCGCUUGUUCGCUCAUAAUAAAUAUAGAGAAAUUUCCCAGCAGUCAAAUGGCCACCGGGUUUGCAUCCAGCAUCUGUUUGGCUUGCUCAUGAUAUAAUUUUGGGCAAUCUGGCGUGCUUAUUGAAAACGAUCUGCGCUAGCGUGACCACCUUGCAUUGAGGACUUUACCUGACCCCACGACCUGUACUUCCUAUAUCUCCAUCAUCACUCACCAACGACGAUGUCUUCCGCUAGAAGGCCUAUUAUAUUCAAUGAAAAUGCAAAGGAUUGGCGAACGCCGCCGUCAGAGUCAGCCGAUGCUGCAUUUGCUUUCCAUCAACGCCAUUUCAACUAUCAGCCCACAAAACUGAUCGCUCUGCCGGACAUCGCCGCCGAUAUUGGCGUCAAACAAAUAUAUGUCAAAAGUGAAGUCAGCCGUUUCGAUUUAUCUUCCUUCAAAAUUCUUGGAGCCUCCUGGGGUGUCUUUCGUUGCCUGGCAGCCCGGCUUAACCUACCAUUGACAGCUACGCUGCAAGAUAUCAAGACGGCCCUCGACGGCUCACAUUAUACGCUCUAUGCUGCUACCGACGGUAACCAUGGCCGAGCAGUAGCACGGAUGGCUUCUAUUCUAGGCAUGUCUGCCGAGAUUCAUGUCCCGUAUGGACUGAGCUCAGCUGCUAUUGCAUCCAUAGAGAGCGAAGGCGCCCAGGUUGUGGUUUCUCAAGGCAACUAUGACGUUUCAAUAUCAGAUGCGGAUAAAGCAUCGCAACAUUCAUACGGCUUGCUGAUACAGGACUAUGCAUUUGGUGACUACUUGGAUGUUCCACAGUGGAUCGUAGAUGGCUAUCAGACAAUGAUGCGAGAAAUCGAUGAUCAACUUGGUGGCGAUUCAGCCUCUCUUGUCAUAGCUCCUGCUGGAGUCGGUUCUUUUGCUCAAGCAGUUACCUCGUACUUUAAGCAACAGGGGAAAGAUACUGCAGUGGUCUGUGUUGAACCAGACACGGCUGCUUGUAUCUGGAAAAGCUUUCAACAUGGCGAACUCAUAUCCAAAGUCAACACACCGACAAUCAUGGCUGGCCUUGACUGUGGCACUCCUUCGAAAAUUGCCUGGCCUGUCCUCCGACACGGCGUGGACGCUAGCAUCACAAUCUCUGAUUUUGAAGCCCAUCUUGCCUGCAAGCGCCUCGCUGACAUUGGUGUACCAGUCGGUCCCUGCGGAGCGGCGGCCUUGGCGGCUCUGCUACGUAUGGGGGCUGAUGAUAAAGUUCAUUUGGGAUUGGAUUGCGAUUCAAUAGUCGUUCUCAUGUGCACAGAAGGAGCAAGAGACUAUGCCAUUCCCCAUGACGUUGGGUCUGAUUCUGCGACAGAAUUGGCAAAUACGCUCGUGCAAUUAGAGAAUAUUGUUGACCAACCAGAAGACACUGGAGAGAAUGAGUCGCAUGUUACCCGCUUUAUAAGCCAUUGGCUUGAGCAUCGUGAUAUCGACACACACUAUAUCGAUAUUGUAAAUCGUCGACCUCCAUUGGUCGACGUACCCCCAGGUGCCCGGCGUACUUCGGCGACAUUAUGCCCGCUAGUACGACGUGGGCUCGAUGGCUCUAAUCAGUAUGAAAAAGAAUAUAGCAAUGAUGAAGGCAUCCCUCCAAGAAUGAAGAGCGGUCUGGCGGCGGCCAUGAUUGCCACAGCUGUCGCGAAGCAAGCGACACGGGGAAAUGUGAAGCUUUGUGCUAGGUUACAGGAAGAAUACAAUUGAUAUGACGUUUGAUAUUACUGUAACUUAUAUGUCAUGGAUAAUAUCUACCAAAUUACAAUCAUUUGAGUCAUGACAUAAACAAACCAAUCUGGUCAUGAUCGCGUCAUAGUACAUUCCGGAGGCGGGUCUUUCUGCUGGUAUACCAUGGGUGCAAAAAAGGACCUAACGACUGUAAAGAAUGCAGAGUGGCAUUUCCAACACUGACGAUUGGGAGCUUAAACCUCAAGCUUUUCAUUGGGAAUCUCCGCAGUUAGCCCCAAUGACGCCGCAAUUGCAAAAAGUCUCUGCUUCUCCUCAUGUGCUGCUGUGUCUCCAAAGAUCUCGUCCAUAUCUUCUAGGCUCUUUCCCUUGGUCUCCGGGAUAAAGAAAUACGUGAAAACGAAAGCGAUUAGAGCAAAUGCAGCAAAGAAGAUGUAUGUUCCCCAUUUGAUUGUUUCUAGCAUGUCUGGUGUCACAAGACCAAUGAUGAAGUUGCACAUCCAGGUGGUGCUAGUGGUGAUGGCAAUUGCCUUUGACCGGUUACCGAGAUUGAAAAUUUCCGAAGGCAGAACCCAUCCAAUAGGGGCAAAAGAGUAGGAGAAGUUGAUGUCGUAAAUGUAAAUAAACGCGAUUCCUGUCCAACCUGCGGCCGGGUGUACGCUAAUGUUGUCGCCAUACGUGCCCAGAAUGGCUCCGACAAUGACAAGAGAUAUAAAAGUUCCCGUAGCGCCAGAGAGAAGAAGGGGCCGGCGGCCAAGCUUGUCGAUGAGGAAAAGUGCAGGCAGAGUAGAAAGAGUGUUGACGAUACCAUAUACUCCAGUGGCCAGCAAGGAUGUGGUGUUUCCAGACAGGCCAAGUUGGGCAAAGAUUGUUGGCGCAUAGUAAAUCAUAGCAUUGCAGCCAAUGAAUUGUUGCGAGAACAUAGUGACGCAACCAAUUGCAAGUCUCCAAAAGGCAGGGCGGGUGGAAACCAAUGACUUGUAUUGUGCCAGGUAGAGUGAUGCACCCGAUUUUCCAGGAAACUUGUCUUUUGCUACUGAUUCAUCGAACAGCACUUCUGCCUUAAUGGAAAGAUAUUCUUCUCGAAGCGAGUCGUCAUCAGGGUGUACCCGUCUGAGCUGCGCCAGUGCCUUGAGAGCCUUAUCCUCCUUGUGUCGCAUGAGGUAGUAGCGGGGUGAUUCUGGGAAGAAGAGCAUGCCGAUACCCAGAAUGAGCGCUGGUGCAAGUUGAAGAGCAAAUGGAACACGCCAUGAAGCCUCGGUCUGACCUGUGCAGCCUCCGGCUGCGACAUCCUUGUAAGGGUCAAAUCGUGAUUUGGCUGGCGUACCACCAGAGUACGGAAUCUCUGGCGCGCAUCUUGCACCGCCAAUAUACUGCGUGCCAUACUCGAGCCAAUAGCUGACCAAGAUGCCAAGCGUAAUGCUCACUAAAAAGAUGUUAGAGUAUAUUAUUGCGAAGAUAUUUGUAGUAAAACUCACGCUGCU
[Torrubiella] hemipterigena is the source of this 3292-nucleotide messenger RNA. The record is from the annotation of a GenBank genome assembly. Lineage: Eukaryota; Fungi; Ascomycota; Sordariomycetes; Hypocreales; Clavicipitaceae.